CGAGCAUGUUUUACAGAUCUAAUGAGCUAGCGGGGACCUCCGUUGUAUGCGGAAGAGGAGUUUUCGUACGGAAUAAUUUGCUAUUUGCUGGCUGUUAACAGUGUAAUAAAUUGCAACAUACUUUUAAAUUUUUUAAGAAAUUGUUUUAAGUUAAAAUGUGCAACGGGUGCGUGCAGAAAGAGUACCCGGACCGGGGUAACAUUUGUCUGGAGAACGGUUCUUACCUGAUGAACUACCAGGGCUGUGCCAGCUGUCAUCAGAGGGACUUCGUGCUGAUCAGCAAUAAAGCCACUGAGGAUGAUGAUGGAGAGGAGAUUGUCACAUAUGACCAUGUUUGUAAAAACUGCGACCACGUCAUCGCCAGGCACGAGUACACUUUCUCCGUUGUUGAUGAAUAUCAGGAGUACACCAUGCUCUGCAUGCUGUGUGGAAAGGCCGAGGACUCCAUCAGUGUGUUACCAGAUGACCCAAGACAAUCUGCGCCUCUCUUCUAGACCUCAAACCGCACUCAUCGACGUGCUUCUGACUCCUUUAUUCAGGGUUUCAAACAUGAAAUUUUAUCUAUCAGUAGACAAGCGCAGCUUACUUUUUGGCUAGUUUCAGACAGAUUAUGAGCUACUGUAUGCUAAUGGCAGUUGCGCAGGAGUUAUAACUUUUUAAGAGCCAUCAUAAAAAAUUUAAUUUGUUGUAAAUAAACAUUUUUUUACUCCUAAGAACUUUA
Molecule: messenger RNA, 721 nt
Organism: Mugil cephalus (flathead mullet)
Lineage: Eukaryota; Metazoa; Chordata; Actinopteri; Mugiliformes; Mugilidae
Gene: churc1
Product: churchill domain containing 1
Exons: 4
Coding region: 156-494 (112 amino acids)
Biological process (GO): fibroblast growth factor receptor signaling pathway; multicellular organism development; positive regulation of DNA-templated transcription
Molecular function (GO): zinc ion binding
Source: RefSeq, a predicted model, not a curated record